This is a messenger RNA of Fonticula alba, 5206 nucleotides long. RefSeq lists its product as hypothetical. The record is from RefSeq and is a predicted model, not a curated record. Lineage: Eukaryota; Rotosphaerida; Fonticulaceae. The coding region runs from base 1 to 5148 and encodes 1715 amino acids. The transcript is spliced from 3 exons.
AUGAGCGCCGAUCCCAUCGCCGCGGCCGCCGCCAUGGACAAGGCCCGGCGCUUGUGUCGCGCCGUGGUGCACAGCCUCCUGGAGGCAGUGGUCUUGGAGCCGGCUCUCGCGCCUGCCGACCUGCACCCGGCUGUCCGGCGCUGGACCGAGCCCGGCCCCCUGGCGGAUCUCCUGUCGUCAUUGGCACUGCAGCUCCUGCCGCCGGCCGGCUCCGGUGCCCGGAGGCAAGCUUGGCCCCUUGCCGAUGAGGACCGUGUCCUGGAAGCAUGCCAGCUUUUGGGGGCGCUGUUCACCUGCGCCGGGUAUUCGGACAUGCGUGCCGGGCUUCCCACCGCCCGGCAGCUGCUGCUCCGGUGCGCGCGGCCUUCCUCGGCCACCGGCCCGGCCGCCCUGCCGCCACUGUCUGGGCUCUUUGAUGUGGACGAGCUGGCCCUCGACGCGACCGGCGCCCGGGCCGGCGCGGGUCCGGCUGCCGACCCAUUUGCCGCGGCCCUCGCCCGGUCUCGGCGCGACGUCAGUCACCUUAACGGAUACCGGCCCCGAGACCCGGGGGCUUCUGCCCUCCCGGUCCCGGUGGCCGAGGCCCUUCUGCGCGAGUCCCUGGCCACCGCCCUGCCCAAAGCGCCCCCCUCCGCCGCCUCCGCCGCCGCCGCCGCCGCCGCCGCCGCCGCCGCCGCCGCCGCCGCCGCCACCACCCCCACCACAAUCCCUGAUGCCAGUGGGGAAGAUACCCCGGAUCCGCUGUGGAUGGCACUGUCGUUGUGCCUCUCGAACUUGCUGGAUCUGGUGUGCCUGCACCCGGAAGAGGCGGCCGUGCAGCCGCGCGCCAUUCGCCGCGCGGCCGGCCGCGCCCUCAGCCGCUGGGUGGCCCUUGUGGUGGCCGUCUGCCCGGGGGAUGGCGCUGCCCCGGCGGCCGCCCUGCGGCCCGUCCUGCCGGGGAUCAGCUCGACCCUGGCGCGGCUACUGGCUCCCGGGCCGGGGGACAACCUGGCCCCCCCGGCCCCGGGCCUGGCCGGCAGCGCCCUCCUGACCUUGGGCACCGCCUGGCUGGUGAGCUUCUCCCGGGGGAUUGUCCCCGAUGCCGAUGACCCGGCCGAGGCCCAGCAACGCGCCGCCCGGGUGGCCGACACCGUGCGUCGGCCCUUCACCAGCCCCACCCUCACCGGGGUGUUGAAUGCCACCGGCCAGGGGGGCCUGGACGCGGGGGUCCUCGGCCGCCUGCCCGGCACCGGGGCGGCCCGGCCAGACACGGCGGUGGAGGUGCUCGCCUCGUCGGACGUGGGCCCGGCCGACGAGGCGACCCCCCCGGCCGAUCCCCGGCCCGGCGAUGGUGCCCGGCUGCCGGUUGAUCCGACCCUCUCGCGGCUGAUGCUCUCCCUCAGCCUGGGGCUGCUGGGCACCGAUCCAGCACUGUCCAGUGCCGUGGCGGCCGAUUGCGUGUUCUUCCUGUUGAGUUCCUUCGAGGCGGAGCGCCACCUGGCGCAAGCCCUCAGCCCCGCCGGCAGUGCAUACCCCCCGGACCCCACGCAGCACGGCAUGGGGUCUCUCGAUGUCCAGGCGGCCGGGACCCUCGAUUCGGCGGCCGCACUCAGCCAACUCCGAGACCGCCUCUGGGGCGCGGUGUCCCCCUCCAAUGCCGAGGACAUCCUCUUCCUUCGCCCUGGUGCCGCCACCGGCGCGGCCUCCCUCUCGGCCGCGGCUUCCUCGCCGCAGGACCGCCUCCGCCAGCUGAAACUCCGGGCCCAGGGGGGAGCGCUCGUGCCGCCGGCCGCCGCUGCCGCCGGCGACCCGGCCGUCGCACCCCUUCGCACCAUGGUGGCCGGUCUGCUGGAUGCCGGCCUGGCCCUUGUAUUGGACUCGCGGGCGGGCCAGUUUGGCGCCGGGACCGGGGCCGGGCCCCCCGCCCCGGCCCCCGGCGACCUGGGCGUCCUCCUUCGGCGGCGCGCCGACUCCCUGGCCCUGGCCCGGCUGGUGGCCGGUGCCCUGUUGGUUUGCCCGACCGGCGGCCUGCCUGGCACCGAUGGGCUCCUGGAUGUGGGCCCCCGGGCGCCGGCUCUCAUGGCGGCCGGCAGCAUGCUGCUUGGCGAGGCGCUCCAAGCCCCGGGGGCCGAGGCGGCUCUCGGCCGGCAUGGCGGCCCCCAGCCCGCCCAGGUGCCUCCCACCUGGGAGUCCGUCGGGCAGUCGCUCGGUCGGGUGGCCGGGCUCCUGCCGUCGGCCGGCCGGGCAACCCUCGCCUCGGCAGCCAUCCUCGGGGCCCAAGACCCGGCCUCGGUGCGCGGUCUCAUCCAAGCCGGCAUGUACUUCGCCGAGGAGUGCUUGUCGGCUGGCGGCGCGACCGGCGGCGGCACGCCGGCUGGGCUCCUGCCGCUGGCCGGGUUCGGCCUCUUCGCCGGGCAGGUUCUCUGGUCGGCGGCCGGGCCUCUGCGCCUGGGCGCCCCGAUGGCCAUCGGCGGUGGCGACGGCCCCGCGGCCACCCUGCAGACGGUGGCCGAGUUUGCCCUUGGCCUGGUUGCGUCUGCUCUGGCGUGGGUGGGUGCCUUGGCGCCGGGGCUGACGCCGAGCACGGCGGCCCCCAGCCGCUGGGCCGUUUUUGCCCUGCUCCACCUGUGCCAUACGGCCGGUAGCCUGCUGCACCUGGCCAUGGGCCCGGGGCCGGCCGAGGGGGCCAGCCAAAGUGCUCCCCACCUUCGACGCCUGGUUCUCGAGCGCCUGGCCGGCCUCUGGCGCGACCAGGCCUUCCCGCUGCUGUUGCUCUCCGGCAGCCUGGCCGCGACGCCGGUGGCCGACGGGGCCCCGGCCUUCGGGCACUUGCUGCUCGGCCCCAGCCCGGGGGCCAGCCCCUCGGCGCCCGGGCCCGGGCCCGGGCCCGAUGCCGAUCCCCUGACGCGGGCCAUCCGAACGGGGGCCACGGAUUGCAUUGGGCUCUUCUCGCUGCUGUUGCUGGGGCCCCAGCCGGCCGACGGGGCGGCCGGCGUCGCCUCCUCGCUUGCCUAUGGCCCCCCCUCUGGGGGUCUUGUUGGGGCCCACUCGGCCGGUGCCCUGGUGUCGGGGCUGCUGGCCCGGUCGGCCGAUCAGAUUUCCCAUUUGGUUUGGCAGCAGCUGGGCCAGGCGUCAACGCAGGUGGCGGCGCUCUUGGCGUCCAGCGGGGCCCCGGCCGGUGCCGCCGAGGCCCCGGCUCUGGAGCGUGCCCUGGUUCAGUCGACCACCGGCGCCUGCGGGCUCCUGUCGGCCAUGCUGCACCUGAACCGGCAGGUGUUUGACGCCCAGCCGGCGGGGCUCAGCCCGGGCGGCCCGCAGCGCCUGGCUGUCCUUGCCCUUUUGCGGGAUUCGGUCUCGCGUCUGGUCGACGUGCUGGAUGCCGCGCUCCACAUUGCUCAUGGUGCCGGCUCCAGCCCCGGGAAUAUGGUUGCCCUGCUGAGCACCUUGACAUCGGUUCUUCUUCAGUAUGCCUGCGCCAUCGAGCGCGCCUGCGAAGAGUACAUUGUCAUGCCACCGGCAGCGGGAGCGCCCCCCGCAUUGUGCCCCUCAUCCGGUGAGGGAGGUUCACUCCCCGGGCUUGAGCCGGCCUUCGCCGAGUGGCUGCGCACCCGGCGUCAGCUCGCCGCGGACCGGGGUGCCGCCGAGUCGGCCGCCACCGCUGCCACAGCUCCGGCUGGUCCCGAGCCCGAGCAUCGGCCACCCCUCAGUGUGGAUGAUUUCUUCGCGGACCCCCCCGCCUCCGAGGGCGCCGAUGAAGACCCGGCCACAUGCCAGCAGUCCGACGAGGCUGCCGAGUCGGAGGACGCCCCGGUCGACGGGCUGCCCAGCUACCUGUCCUCGCAUCGGCUGCUGCUUGCGCGCAUUGUCCGGCGGUACUGCCGGGUGGCCCAAGUGAGCGACCACUGGCCGGUCCGUGUGUUUGCCCUGCGCGUGGUGCGCUUCUGUCUGGGAGACCUGGCCCUCCUGCGCCACACGCCCGGGGUGCUGGCUUUCGUGCAUGAUGCCGUUUGGCCGGCCGUGCUGGGGUCCUUCGCGGCGCUGGAUGUGGCCCUCGGCCACGGGGAGGAUGUGGACGCCCUGCUGGAGAGUGCCAUCGAGGGGGUGGCCUUGCUGUGUGCGCUGCUCCGCCGGCCGGGGCCCGAUGGCCGGGAGGCCCUUGGCCCGGGGGCUUCUCGCCGGACCGGGGACCUGCCGCACGAUUUGGCCGCCUUCCUCCGGCCGCGGAUACUGGAUGAGGUCCUGCGGCCGUUGGUGGUCCGGGUCCGGCGGGUGCUGCUGCCCCUGCUGGAUGCCGGGUCCGAGGGGGAUCGUUUCCGCGCGGCGGCCCGGCUGGCCGACCGGUGCAUCCAGCUGGUGGACCUGCUCUUUGUGGCCGACGGGCCGCCCAGCGAUCCGGGCACCGUGGGCGAUGUGGUCGGCCUGCUGGCCAUGUGCACGCACCGGACCCGGGCACCGGAGUCCCUGCGCCGCCAAGCACUGGCGACUCUGGUGGGCCGGGUGCGCCCGGGAGCCGCCGCCGGCUCGCCCGCGGCGCCCCUCUGGUCGUAUCGUGAGGCCAUCCGUGCGCGGUAUGGCGGCCAGGGGGUCGGCGUGGUGGCCGGGCCGCGGGAUCCCUGGUGGCCGGGCGCCCCCUCAUCGACGGCCCAAUUGUCGGGCCUGGCCCAAUCCAACCCCACUUCGGUCUUCACCACCCUCCGGCUGUUGGCCCUGGCGGAGUAUGUCCGGGGCGCGGCGCGGCAGACCCUGCGGGCCAUGGGGCCCGAGGUGGAGCCCAGCCAGCGCCAGCUGCUUGAGCACUAUGCGGCGGAGGCCCAGCCGGAUGCGGCCAAGGCGGCGCGCGUGCGUUUGCUCCAGGCCGGCCCGGCGGCAACGGCCGCACGGGCCGCCGAGAUGCCAUCCCAAGUGGCGAUGGUGUCCUCGACAUGCUCCACGGCCGCUGUCCAGGCGGGGGCCCCGGCUGGUGCCGAGGCCGGGGCCCUGCUUCCGGUCGCCACGGCGGCAUUCCUUCGGCCGGACCUUGCUGGGGGGGCGACCGAGUCGGCCCGUCGGGCGGCCACGCGCCUUGGCAUUCAGCCGGUCCCGGUGCCGGUGCUGCCGAGCGAGCGGGCCUCGCUCUUUGCCACCGACAUCGCCAUUGACCAGCUGGACCUUGCGGCGUACAUCCUCUAGAGAGCCAUGCCUUCCCUCGCGAAGGGGAGGGGGAUCCAAUAGAUCAUGCGUGCACCGA